UUUCUGAGAGGCUCGCGGGGUGGCGAGAUGGCGGGUGCGGCGGAGACGCAGAGUCUUCUGGAUGAAAGCGUUCACCGUGGCGGCCGACCCACGCGCUCUCCACUCGGUGACCCGGAGCAUUUGUGCCACCGGAUCAUCGUCCUGGUCUUCAUGUGCUUUUUGGGAUUCGGUAGUUACUUCUGCUACGACAACCCAGCUGCCCUCCAGAAACAAGUCAUCAAGGACAUGCGGUUGAACACGUCUGGGUUCAUGCAGCUCUAUGCCUGGUAUUCCUGGCCUAACGUGUUCCUCUGCUUCGUGGGAGGAUUUCUGCUCGACAGAGUUUUUGGUAUCAGGUUGGGGACCAUAAUCUUCUCACUCUUUGUGUGUGGGGGACAGGUGAUCUUCGCUCUCGGUGCCCUGGUUGAUCGUGUCUGGUUGAUGGAGUUGGGGCGUUUUGUCUUUGGUAUUGGAGGAGAGUCUCUGGCUGUGGCUCAGAACACGUACGCAGUGAACUGGUUCAAAGGGAAGGAGCUCAACCUGGUGUUUGGGCUGCAGCUCAGCAUGGCCCGCGUGGGCAGUACGGUAAACAUGAACAUCAUGGGCUGGGUGUAUAAGCAGGUGAAGACCACACUGGGACACGCAGGACCCACCACCCUGGGAACUGCUCUCAUGAUCGCGGCAUCCACAUGUCUGCUGUCACUUCUCUGUGCUCUGGUGCUGGCCUUCCUUGACAAGCGGGCAGAGAAGAUACUUGACAAAGAGCAAGGAAAGUCUGGGGAAGUGAUUAAGCUGAGGGAUGUGAAGGACUUCCCUGUCCAGUUAUGGCUGAUCUUCUUCAUCUGUGUGGGAUAUUACGUAGCCAUAUUCCCCUUUAUUGGGCUGGGCCAGGUGUUCUUCAUCGAGAAGUUCAACUUCACGCCCACGCAGGCAAGUGCAGUCAACAGCAUUGUGUACAUCCUCUCUGCUCCUGCUUCUCCGGUGUUGGGGCUCCUGGUUGAUAAGACGGGUAAAAACAUCACAUGGGUGCUGUGCGCCGUGGUAACGACCCUGCUUGCUCACAUGAUGCUGGCUUUCACCUUCUGGAACCCCUGGAUUGCCAUGGUCAUCCUGGGCAUGUCCUAUUCGCUGCUGGCCUGCGCUCUCUGGCCAAUGGUGGCCUUUGUGGUUCCCGAGCACCAGCUGGGCACUGCCUAUGGCUUCAUGCAGUCCAUUCAGAACCUGGGAUUGGCCCUCAUCUCCAUGGCGGCAGGUGUCAUUGUGGACAGAAGAGGGUACCUCUUCCUGGAAGUGUUCUUCUGUUUCUGCGUCUGCGUGGCUCUGGUAGCUGUGGUGAUGCUGUACUUUGUGGACUUUCUUCGAGGUGGAGAGCUGAACAUCUCUGCGUCGUCCCGGGCCAAACAGCAGAAAGCCACAUCUGUGGAGUCAGAGUAACGGAUUGUCACUCCCCUGGCCCCAAGGCAGCCUGUUCAAUUGGGAGCCUAACUUGUCAAUCACAGGGGGUGUGUCUUCUUUAAUGUCUCCUCUGCUCCACCCAUUUCCUCUUUCCCAGCACCUCUUCUAUUAUGCUGACAUGUAACUCGCUGUCACGGCAACCUUGCACUGCCCUCCCAAGCCAUCACGUAUGCUCCGCCCCACAUAGUGGCUUCAGGUGAGGUGAGUGAGGGGGGAGGGACCUCACCAGGCCCACGUGCUCUGGGCAGCUGGGAUGGAAGGAGGGUGGUGUGGGGCGUCACUCACGGAAAUGAUGGCGAGCUUCUUCCUUCCUCCUGGACUUUUGCACGGUUUGGUCUCUCCAGAAGUCGGAAUCCUGCCGCAGGCUUCUCGUGUGGCUGUUCAGACCUCCGCUUGUCGCGUGAUGGUUAAAAUCAGAUUUGCUAGCUGGAGCCCUGUUUAGGCUUGAUCCUGUCUUUUUUGUAUUUAAUCUGCAAGCACUCAGGGCUGUUAUUUUUAGGUUUACUGUUAAAGGUUAUAUGUUUAAGACUUUUGACUAAGAAAAUGUGACUUUUUUUUUGAUAUUUUACUUACUGUGGAGCAUCAAUUGACUUUUACUCUGACAUGAGUUUUAAUCAAAAUGGUUAUGAGUUUAAUUAAAUAACUGCACAUCCUCUGUUU
Molecule: messenger RNA, 2094 nt
Organism: Electrophorus electricus (electric eel)
Lineage: Eukaryota; Metazoa; Chordata; Actinopteri; Gymnotiformes; Gymnotidae
Gene: mfsd1
Product: major facilitator superfamily domain containing 1
Biological process (GO): transmembrane transport
Cellular component (GO): lysosome
Molecular function (GO): transmembrane transporter activity
Source: RefSeq, a predicted model, not a curated record